This is a messenger RNA of Scutellospora calospora, 160 nucleotides long. The record is from the annotation of a GenBank genome assembly. Lineage: Eukaryota; Fungi; Glomeromycota; Glomeromycetes; Diversisporales; Gigasporaceae.
AUGAACCUUGUUCAAGGAAUUUAUAUUAUGAUUCAUAUUGGUCAGAUGUUGGUUCCAGCAUCUUUAAAAGAUAUGUCAUCUUUUGUAGAUGAUAUAGAAUUAUCUUUAAGAGUACAAGAUAUUUUUCGCAAAUCUUAUGAAAAUUUUUAUCCCAAGCUUU